AUGUCCAUCGGGGCCAGCUCCUGGAGCCGGGUCGGGGCUGGACGGUCGUCUUGCUUCGCCUUGUCCUCGUUCGGUGCGGGCAGCAGGGUCGGUGCAGAGGCUAGCUCCGGCGGAUCGAUGAUGCUGGAGAUGGCCGGUGAUGCGCUGGCUCGAAAGACGUUGCGUGGGGGCGGGGUCGCCGUGUUGGCUGGCGGAGGGCUAAAGUUGCUCGGGGUCGGUGAUCUUGGACUGGCGGGCGGGCGAGGGCUUGAGGUCGGGCAGGUGGUCGAGCUUCUGCUUCUUGCGGGCGGCGGAGGGGGCGGAGUCCUUGGCUCCGCUCUUGUCCUUGUCCUUGUUGGCGUUCCGCUGGCGGCGGGGUUUCACGUGCGCGCCGUCCUUGGCGGGAUCGUCGUCUUUCCGUUUUCGGGAUCGCUUGGGCUUGGCGGGGGGAUGUGGCUGGGGCGGGUCUUGGCCGAUGUGGCUUGGGGUGCUUGUGGCUGGAGCGGUGGUCUUCUUGUUGACCAUCGCGGCGGGCGGCGAGGGCGGGUGCUGGGAGACGGGGUUCUUGUUGCUGUCAGUCGCGAAGUGGGCGGGUGGUGCAACGCUCUCGCAUUCAGACAGGGAGCUGAGCGAGGGGGGCGAGGACGCAGCAGCGGUGGCAGCGGCAGUGGCGGGUGCAGGUGCAGCGGGUUCUACUGCGUCUGCAUCGUUGGCGGUGGUCAUAGUCUAAUAAUAUCCCAUUCACUUCAUUCACUAGUGGUGGUGGUAAAGUGGUGGAACAGAACGAAAAAGGAGUUGGUGGAGGUGUUGGUGGAGGUGUUGGUGUUGGUGGAAGGAAGUGGUCACCAGGAGAGUGAAGAUGGGAGAUAA
This is a messenger RNA of Uncinocarpus reesii 1704, 849 nucleotides long. RefSeq lists its product as uncharacterized. The transcript has 3 exons. Lineage: Eukaryota; Fungi; Ascomycota; Eurotiomycetes; Onygenales; Onygenaceae. The record is from RefSeq and is a predicted model, not a curated record. The coding region runs from base 1 to 849 and encodes 282 amino acids.